AGUUGGAGAAGGACGACAAUGAAAUCUCUGCUAAUCUAGCUACAAACCAGGCUGCAAGACAACUUAAGCGACAUCCAGCCCGGGCGUCCAGCCAUCAUAUUACCGCAUACACACGGCCCAUGACCGUCGAUCACACUAAUGAAGCCCUUCAGUCGAGAAGUUGACUCAACCAUGUCAUCGUCGAUACAGUUCCACCACAGGAAAGUAAGAAGUAGCUGGCCUACUCUGUUAUCAAUAUACCUCAUCUAUCUCAUACUGUCUUGCGUAGUGGGCGUAUCUGCCCAAACGCCAUCGACGUCACAAUGUACCACGACUGUUGAUGGCGCUGAAAGAAUUACGAACUGUAGCAGUUUGGGAUUGAGUUCGGUUCCAGUUGAUCUGGACCCAUUAACCACAGAACUAUAUCUCGAUUACAACAAUAUUAAUACAAUCAGGGACAACUCAUUUUCGUAUCUUCAACAAUUGAAAACUUUGAGUGCACGUAGUAAUGGGAUGGUUACUAUUGAACAACGUGGUUUAGCUGGACUAACCGAGUUAGAUGUUUUAGACCUUUCGGAUAACGAAUUGGUUUCUAUAUCUGCUGAGGCACUUGAUAACUGCAACCCCGAUCAUGUAACAAUUGACGGCAAUCGUUUUACGGAGGAAACAUUACGUCAAUUUUCAUCAACUCUUGCUGGCAAGAGACUGUCUAAAUUGUCAGUGAAAGGGAAUCCAACAUUUGUAAACAUUACGCAGGACACUUUCAAACCUAUUUUCAAUUUACAGUUUCUUGACAUCUCAGGCUGCGAUAUUAAAAGCUUGCCUAAAAGUGCUUUCGAUGGAUUUAGGCGCCUAAAAGAACUUCAUAUAGAAAACAAUACCAACUUAGCUCAUAUUGAUAACGAUGCAUUUUUGAACAUGCAGCAACUGGAGACAUUAUCGUUAGCUGGGUGCGCCUUGGAGCGUGUAACAAAUUUUUUAAAAGACAAAGCUGUGGAUCUACAAUCUUUAUAUAACAUGGACUUGUCUCGAAAUUUGAUUUCAACUAUUGAUGCGUACUCAUUUUAUCCAAUGAAAUCCAUCCGACACCUUGAUUUAAGUCGGAACAAAAUUGAACGGAUCACAAUUUAUUUCGAAUUCGUCGGACUUACGGGUUUAAAAUAUUUGAAUCUUAGUAGAAACCCUCUUUUCUCCAUUGCUGGUAACUCUUUUCGUGGCAUGUCUGAUAUUGAAACAUUGGAUCUGAGCGAUUGCCAGUUUUCCAGUUUAAGAGGUCAAGAACUUUAUGGACUCUAUACUUUGUCUAUACUAUAUUUGAACAACAAUCCUUUAACUCUCCUGUCAGACACCGUCUUUAAAAACCAGUCAAGCAUGUCUGAAGUACAUCUCACCAACUGCCGGCUGACGGAAUUGACAGCGUCAUUCAAAGGACAUGACUUCAUUAAAAUAGUUGCAGACAAUAACCGAAUCAGAAACAUCGCUCCCGAUGCAUUUGACGGUUGUACCCGCCUAAAUGAAAUCCAGGUUCAAGGGAAUAAUCUCCAAACAAUCCCUGAUGCACUAUGUAGCAAUCCAAACAUACAGAAAGUUGAUAUAUCAAAUAAUAAGUUCAACAGCAUAGAUUCCAAAACUACGGAUUGUUUACGGAAGUGGAGCUUUUUUGACGGUAGCAAGAAUCCAUACACGUGUGAUGGAAGACUCGUGGACUUCACUGUAUUUGCAAACGACACUGGAAGGUCUGUAGUUCAACAAUGGCCAGAUGGAUAUCGCUGUAAUACCCCUAUAGAGUGGCAAAAUCAAACAGUUCACCAUUAUAUCAAUACACAGUGGCUAACUACAACAACGACAACCACCACAACAACGGUUGCUCCGACAACGGAAAAGGUGACAACUGUUCCUACAACAAUAGCUACUACUGUGACUACAAAUACCAUAGCAACUACUUCACCUUUUAUCACAACAACCCUACCUUUAACACCAACAACCAACAAAUUAGAAAACAUUUCAGAACCUUUUGAAAGUAGGCAAAUUAGUGAUCGUGAUAUGGUCAUCAUUUGUCUAUCCACAUUGCUUGGUGUUGCCUUCAUUAUUUUUCUAAUUGUAUUAUUGUACGUUGUUAUCUUUAAUGGGCCACGAAGAAAUAAAUCAUGGACAGUGAGAAGUGAUAUGGAUAACUCACAUAAGCAAUCAUACAAUAAAUUUGAAAUGACAAACAUUGAGAUACGCAUACAAAUAGUAGGUAGACAGUAGCAUGAUGGUGAAUUUUUUUCAGAUGAGGCUAAAUCAAAUGGAAUUGCUAUUGUCCAUUAAUUGAUAUUUAGCCUAUAUUGUUUUCGUCACAUCACUCAAUCACAUAUUUGAAUAUGAUCACAGAACAUAUACUAGUUUUAUGUACAGGUUGACAAAAUAGAUGCAACCCCUAAUUCUGGAAUAGAAUUUU
This is a messenger RNA of Owenia fusiformis, 2419 nucleotides long. The record is from the annotation of a GenBank genome assembly. NCBI's taxonomy places the organism in Eukaryota, Metazoa, Annelida, Polychaeta, Sabellida, Oweniidae.